AAAAGACGCUGCGUUAAUAGUCCAGACAUUUUUUGUUUUAUUUGUGGUGAGUUUAUGGUGAAGAAACAAAUUUAAAACAUCAAUCCUUUCGUGAAAAAUGCAUAUUAUGCAUUAAUUAAAUUAAUUAUGCAUAAAUUUCCGUGUUACAUUUGUGAGUGGGAUAGUCGAGCGCGUGACAAACAUUGGACUCAAAGACAGUGGCCUUUAAGAAAUAAUCUUAUUGUAGGAGAUAAAAAUAUAUUACGAAAUAAUUUAGUCGACCCCAAAAAUAUUUUAUUACCACCGUUACACAUAAAACUGGGUCUAAUGAAACAAUUUGUAAAAGCAUUAGAUAAAAAUAAAAAUUGUUUUCAAUAUUUAUGCAAAAAAUUUCCACAACUUUCCGAAGCUAAGCUCAAAGAGGGUAUUUUUGUAGGCCCACAAAUAAGAAAAUUAUGCAAAGACAAUGCAUUUUUAAAUUCAAUGACAACUAUUGAAAAAAAUGCUUGGAUUUCAUUUAAGGAAGUAAUUAACAAUUUUUUUGGAAAUAUUAAAAGUGAAAAUUACGAAACCAUAGUAAAUUCUAUGUUAGAAAACUAUCGUAUCUUGGGCUGUAACAUGAGUAUCAAAAUGCAUUUUCUAUAUUCACAUUUGGACAAAUUCCCGGAAAAUUUGGGAGACGUUAGCGAGGAACAAGGCGAAAGAUUUCACCAGGAUAUAAAAGAAAUGGAGAGACGCUAUCAAGGGCGUUGGAGAGUUACCAUGAUGGCUGACUAUUGUUGGAUGUUGCAACGUAAAACUCACCAUGUAUAUAAAAGAAAAUCGACUAAACGAAGUUUUUUUUCAAAGAGGCAAAGAUAUUCUUCAAAUACGAAGUAAUAUUAAUGUAAAAAUUGUAUUAGUUGUUUAAAAUAGUUAU
This is a messenger RNA of Melanaphis sacchari, 898 nucleotides long. RefSeq lists its product as uncharacterized. The coding region runs from base 127 to 858 and encodes 243 amino acids. The transcript has a single exon. The record is from RefSeq and is a predicted model, not a curated record. Lineage: Eukaryota; Metazoa; Arthropoda; Insecta; Hemiptera; Aphididae.